CAUUGCAAAAAGGAAAUCCACGCAGUCCAUGCACUUGAACGCUGGUGGGAGGCCCUGUAGGCUUAAGCCGCCACAAAGGGCAUUUUUGACCAUGGCUCGGCUUGGGGUCAAUUUGCUUUGUUUGACAUGUGCUGUUUGUUUAGCAUUUUGUUCCAUUGCAGGUUCCCCGUCGUUUCUCGGCAUCAGUGCCGCACGGGGACGAGAUAGCCUGGUUGCACGCAAGGCAGCCAAAGCUGAGCCAAAAGCUGCGAAAGACAAGACAAGAGCACCAGCCAUGGAAGAGAAUGACGCAGACGAUGAACUAUUGUACUCUGAAGAAGAUGAGUACGGCGACGAGUUUGAUGAAGAUGGAGAUUUCAUGGAGUUGGAUGGGCCUCCUCCGGAGGUCCUCGAUGGUUGGGAGAAGGAUGAGAUAGCAAUGGCUCUCUUAGCCCAAUUUCAGUCAGAGGAGUUUGAGGGCAAGAAAAUCAUGAGCUUCCGGGACGUGGCGCAGCUUUUGGAAGUGCUAGGACUGGAGAGGGAGCAGUUCGUCGGCAUCUUCAGUGGACAGGCAGAAGAAGACGAAGACUUCGAUUUUGAGGAUGAGUAUCUUGAUGAGGAGGAGUACUAUCCUCCACGUCGUGGCCGCGGCCCCAGCGGUGGCCCCGGUCCUGGUGGAGGGCGCGGAGGACGAGGUCGAGAUCGUGGACCAGAUCCCGGUCGCAGAGGACGCGGACGACGGCCGUGAGAGGCCGCCACUCCUUGGUGAAGAUGGUCGUCUCAGAGCCCGCAAAAAAA
Messenger RNA from Cladocopium goreaui, 777 nucleotides. Lineage: Eukaryota; Dinophyceae; Suessiales; Symbiodiniaceae. The record is from the annotation of a GenBank genome assembly.